GAAAGAAAGCGACGCCCACCUUGGCACACUUUCACAGUACUGUAACCCCCAAACUUCAAAGGCCAGCUCAAGCUCACUAUUAUAACCCCUUCGCUUUCCUUCUUCGUUCCUUCACUUUAAAGCCUAUUUACUCAUAUCCGGCGCCACCGUUCUCCGCCGAUUGAUGUUGUAGUAUAGAUAUAGCUGCAGGUAUUUUGUAGCUGUAGAGGAGAUAGUGGUAUAGUACAGUUAUAGGUCCGGUGAAGGGAAAUGGGUUGCACGGCGUCGAAGCUUGACAACGAGGACACUGUGCGGCGGUGCAAGGACCGGCGCCGCCUUAUGAAAGAGGCUGUCUACGCGCGCCACCACCUUGCUGCUGCGCACUCUGACUAUUGUCGGUCGCUCCGCCUCACCGGUUCCGCCCUCUGUACGUUCGCCGCUGGGGAACCUCUCGCGGUCUCUGGCAAUACUCCUACUGUUUUCCUCAACCCAUCUCCUCCGCCGUAUGCUGCGGCGGAGGCGGCGGCGAGUUCGGCCUCCGACUAUCAUCCACCGCCUCGUGUUGCUCCCUCUCCCUCUCCUUCGCUCCACCCUCCUCCGCCGCCUCCAUUUUCGCCGUCUUCUCCUACCAUAACUAGUUCCAAACUGCCUCAUAUACUAUCUUCCUCUAGUAUCGGUUCCUCCAAUCAUCGCCGCCGGAAGCCACCGCCAAAACUCCCACACAUUCUUUCCGAAUCGAGUCCGUCUUCUUCACCUCGAAGCCAAGCAUCAAAUUUCCCUUCUGGAUUCUUCCCCACUGCGUACCAAGCAAAUUCUACCUAUUCCAGUACUCCCUCUCAAACCUCUUCCGUUUGGAACUGGGAGAAUUUCUAUCCUCCUUCUCCUCCUAGUUCGGAGUACUUCCGGAACCGAGCACAGCAGUCUCAACAAUCAAUGAAUCAGAAAAAUGAAAAUAAUACCUCUCAUCACUUGGACUCCCAAGAUUUCGAUGAUGGAGAUACCGAGAGAUCCGAGUACGACUUUUUCGACCCAAAGCGCGAGUCUCUUCAAGCCCAAAAGCUUCAUCAGCAUCAUCAGCUUCACGAUCAGGAGUACACUGAGACUGAGCGGGAGGAGGUUCAUUGUAGCGAGUGGGGGGACCACUAUAGCACGACGAGCUCUUCCGAUGAGGAGGAAGAGGAUGCGGAUUCACGGUCCGAGAUCGGGAUGCGUUCAAAUUUCGGGUCGGUCCGGGCGGAAUCCAUCACCGGAGUAUCGACCGUCACGGCACCGGCUGCUCCAAAGAUGCCCAGGACCGCAAGCAAGACGGAGAAAUUUGACGAUGCAGGGUCGUCGGCUAGUUAUCGGACUGGGGACGUGAUGGACAUGAAAAUGGUGGUUAGGCACAAGGACUUGAAGGAGAUCGUGGAAGCCAUCAGAGAGAACUUCGAGAAGGCAGCGAUGGCAGGAGAUCAGAUAUCGGAGUUGCUCGAGAUCAGCAGAGCGCAGCUUGAUCGGAGUUUCAGGCAAUUGAGGAAAACGGUGUAUCAUUCAAGCAGCAUCUUAAGCAAUCUAAGCUCGACCUGGACCUCGAAACCUCCAUUGGCCGUUAAGUAUCAAAUGGAUACCGGUUCGCUAGAAGAACCAGGCGGUCCAAAGAGCCUGUGCUCCACAUUGGAGAGGCUUCUGGCAUGGGAGAAGAAGCUGUAUGAGGAAGUGAAGGCUAGGGAAGGUGUGAAGAUUGAACAUGAAAAGAAACUGUCAGCUCUGCAGAGUCAGGAAUACAAAGGGGAGGAUGAAGCAAAGAUCAGCAAAACCAAGGCUUCUAUAAAAAGGCUGCAAUCGCUCAUUGUUGUCACUUCUCAGGCCGUGUCUACUACCUCAACUGCCAUAAUUGGCCUCAGAGACUCUGAUCUCGUUCCUCAGCUUGUUCAAUUCUGUCAUGGACUGAUGUACAUGUGGAGAUCAAUGCACCAGUACCAUGAUAUUCAGAGCAACAUCGUGCAACAAGUCCGCGGUCUUGUGAAUCAAUCUGCCCGAGGUGACUCAACUUCUGAACUGCAUCGCCAGGCAACCCGCGAUCUUGAGUCAGCUGUUUCAGCUUGGCAUUCCAGUUUUUGUCGUCUUAUAAAAUUCCAGAGAGGCUUCAUCCUGUCCCUACAUGGCUGGUUCAAGCUCAGCCUUAUUCCAGUCAGCAAUGACAACAUCAAUAGCAGCAAGGAACCCUCUGAUGCGUUUGCCUUCUGUGAUGAAUGGAAGCUUGCGCUCGAACGUGUCCCUGACACGGUUGCAUCCGAAGCCAUCAAGAGCUUUAUCAACGUUGUCCAUGUGAUCUCUGUCAAGCAAAGUGAAGAGCUGAAGAUCAAAAAACGCACUGAGACUGCAUCAAAAGAACUCGACAAGAAGGCUUCUUCUCUGCGAAACUUAGAGAGGAAGUAUUACAAUUCGUAUUCUAUGGUAGGUAUAGGGAUCCCUGCUGCUGUAUCAGAUGGUGGGCAAGGCUUGGACGCUCGAGACCCGCUUGCCGAAAAGAAACUGGAGCUCACCACCUGCCAGAGGCGGGUCGAAGAUGAGAUGCUGAAGCAUUCCAAGGCUGUGGAGGUAACAAGAGCAAUGACUCUUAACAAUCUGCAAACUGGUUUGCCCGGAGUUUUCCAGGCAUUGGCAAGUUUUUCUUCUCUAUUCACUGAGGCUCUUGAGACAGUUUGUACCCGUUCAUAUUCCAUCAGGUAGUUAGGUUUUUUUGGUUCUAUUUGGGAUCUUGAGUUCUUCAUAGUAGGGCCUUCUUCAUAUUAUUUUUGGGAUGUGCUAUUGAAAUGUAAAUAUGAAGAAUUUUGUGGUUCCGUGUUUUUUCAUUUAAUUUUAAAGGGAAUGGGGAUGGUAUUUUUGUACAGGAAGUCUCUUGCAAUAUUGUAUUAGAGAAUUUGCAAAUCUUUCAGUUUAUUAAUAAAUUACACUCAUUGUGCA
Neltuma alba is the source of this 2925-nucleotide messenger RNA. Its product is annotated as nitrate regulatory gene2 protein. The record is from RefSeq and is a predicted model, not a curated record. The transcript is spliced from 4 exons. Lineage: Eukaryota; Viridiplantae; Streptophyta; Magnoliopsida; Fabales; Fabaceae. The coding region runs from base 250 to 2691 and encodes 813 amino acids.